AUAAGACUUAUACUGGUGUUUACCAUGUCAACGUAACCCUAUAUUUUUACCCUUCUGUGAAAAAAAUGAAUCGUUUUGAGGAAAGGGCGGAAAUUUUAGGAUCUGGGGCUGGUUCUCAGGCUGAUUUGAUCAUACCCUUUUCGCGGGAUUUGCCACUGAAAGAUGGGUUGUGGUAUGAGAUCGAGAAUGCUACUGAUGUUAAAGUGAAGGAAUUUGAAAUUCCUCAGAAUGUUUAUCGGGCUGUGUUGGAGGUAUAUGUUUCUUUUCAUGAGAAUGACGAGUUUUGGUAUGGAAAUCCUCCGAACGAUUAUAUUGCUGCGAAUAAUCUUACAAAUUUGGCAGGGAAUGGACCUUUUAGGGAAGUUGUGGUUAGUUUGGAUGGUGAAGUGGUUGGAGCUGUUUGGCCUUUCACUGUGGUGUAUACAGGAGGAAUUAAUCCUCUCUUGUGGAGACCAAUUAGCGGAGUUGGUUCAUUUGAUCUCCCUACUUAUGAUAUUGAAAUUACCCCAUUUUUGGGGGACUUAUUGGAUGGGAAAACCCACAAACUAGGUUUUAGUGUUACAAAUGCUUUGAAUGUCUGGUAUAUUGAUGCUAAUUUGCAUCUAUGGUUGGAUAGUAAGAGCACUAAGACUGAAGGGAAGAUUUUGCAGCAUGACAUUGUUCCUCUCGGUGUUUCUUCUGUGUCAGAUUUUAAGGGUUUAAAUGGAACAUUCAUUACAAAUACAACCAGGUUCAUAUCCUCGACUGGAUGGGUCAAGUCCUCUUAUGGUACAGUCACAACCAAAUCUAUUCAAGAUUUAAGUUAUAGUAACUCAAUGGUGAUGGCCAAGGAUGGAGAUCUGCAGAUCGUGCAUCAGAUGAUCCAUUUUAAUGACAGUAUUUAUGCAAUGAUGCCACCCUCUGAUGCUAAAUCAAAGAAAUCACUCAAGAGGUUUCUUUUAUACUUAUACUCUGACUAUCUCGAUCAAGGAAAUGGAACUUCAUUGUCCGUAGCAAAUGUCACAUUGGGAUUUAAUGAGAAGAAGUUUAAAGAUGCUGAUGCCGGGUCACCUAGCAGUUCACUCAAGAAUUUGCAGAAUGGACAGGGUGUUAUGGUUGUAAAGGACAACUUGGUUGUUAGUGGAGUGGGAAGUACCCAACAAAUGUACAAUUAUGAUAGCAGCAAAUUUUGCUACUCCAGGAACAUAAGCAGCUCAAACUACACCAUUCUUUAUGAUGAAGUGGGAAAGACAUGCAAUAACAGAGCACAAUUUCAUUUUGGAUUUGGCCUCAGCAGAUGGUGGCCUUUUCCAGCUCGAAGAGCUUAUUUAGCAUCUCAUGUAGUUGAUCCAAAUGGAAAUUAGUAAUUUGACUCAAUUGCUUUUGAGCUACUUUAUGUGGAGUUCUCCAAUUAGAUCUUUCAAGAUUCGCACAUGUGGAUACUCCCAAUAAAUUGUAAGUGUUCCCAUAUUUUAUUUCAAUUUCUUAUGAAGACAGAUGAAUUUGUAAA
Theobroma umbraticum is the source of this 1489-nucleotide messenger RNA. The record is from RefSeq and is a predicted model, not a curated record. NCBI's taxonomy places the organism in Eukaryota, Viridiplantae, Streptophyta, Magnoliopsida, Malvales, Malvaceae.